Astyanax mexicanus (Mexican tetra) is the source of this 4555-nucleotide messenger RNA. RefSeq names its product zinc finger protein 239-like. The transcript has 2 exons. The record is from RefSeq and is a predicted model, not a curated record. The coding region runs from base 1 to 930 and encodes 309 amino acids. Lineage: Eukaryota; Metazoa; Chordata; Actinopteri; Characiformes; Acestrorhamphidae.
AUGAACUCAACCAGAACAUUUCACAAAGAGUUUAAGCUAGAAGAAGGAACAAACAUGGCAUCGACAAAAAUCUCCAGUACUCAGCAAACAUCCUCUCCUACCCCUCCCAAACAAAUGCAGAAAAGUACAGGCAAGAAAAAAACUCACCACUGCUCAGACUGUGGGAAGAGUUUUAGCCAUCAGAGUACUCUACAACGACACCAGCGCAUUCACACUGGAGAGAAACCGUAUCAGUGCUCAGACUGUGAGAAGAGUUUUAGCAGUCAGAGAGAUCUUCAACUACACCAACGCAUUCACACUGGAGAGAAACCGUAUUAUUGCUCAGACUGUGGGAAUAGUUUUAGUCGUCAGAGGGAUCUUCAACUACACCAACGCAUUCACACUGGAGAGAAACCUUAUUACUGCUCAGACUGUGGGAAUAGUUUUAGUCGUCAGAGUACUCUCCAACUACACCAGCGCAUUCACACUGGAGAGAAACCAUAUCACUGCUCAGACUGUGGAAAGAGUUUUAGCCGUCAGAGUGAUCUUCAAAUACACCAGCGCAUUCACACUGGAGAGAAACCGUAUCACUGCUCAGACUGUGGGAAGAGUUUUAGCCGUCAGAGUACUCUCCAACGACAUCAGCGCAUUCACACUGGAGAGAAACCGUAUUACUGCUCAGACUGUGGGAAGAAUUUUAAUUUGCAGAGUAGUCUCACAACACACCUGCGCAUUCACACUGGAGAGAAACCGUAUCACUGCUCAGACUGUGGGAAGAGUUUUAGUCAUAAGAUUUCUCUCAAAAUACACCAGCGCAUUCACACUGGAGAGAACCUGUAUCACUGCUCAGACUGUGGGAAGAGUUUUAUUUACCAGAGUUCUCUCCAACUACACCAGCGUAUUCACACCAGCGCAUUCACUGCUAUAGCAAUAUACCAUACAGCGGUGUAAAAAGUGUUUUCCCUUCCUGAUUUUUUGCAUGUUUGUCACACUUAAAUGUUUCGGGACAUCAAACCAAUUUAAAUAUUAGUCAGACAACACAGGUAAACACCAAAUGCUAUUUUUAAAUGAAGGUGUUUAUUAUUAAGGGAGAAAAAAAAUCCAAACCUACAUGGCCCUGUGUGAAAAAGUGAUUACCCCUAAACCUAAUAGCUGAUCAGGCCACCCUAAGCAGCAACAACUGCAACCAAGCGUUUGUGAUAACCUGCAGUGAGUCUUUUAUAGCGCUGUGGAGGAAUUCUGUCUCCACUCAUCUUUACAGAAUUGUUGUAAUUCAGCAGCAUUGGAAGCUUUUCCAGCAUGAAUGGCCUUUUUAAGGUUAUGCCACAGCAUCUUAAUCGGAUUCAGGUCAGGACUUUGACUUGGCCACUCCAAAGUCUUUGGUUUUCUUAAGCCAUUCAGAGGUUGACUUGCUGGUGUGUUUUGGAUCAUUGUCCUGCUGCAGAACCCAAGUUCUGUUUCAGCCUGAGGUCACGAACAGAUGGUCGGACAUUCUCUAUCUUUUAGUAGACAGCAGAAUUCAUCGUUCCAUUUAUCAAAGCCAGUCUUCAAGGCCCUGAUGCAGCAAAACAGCCCCAGACCAUCACAUUACCACCGCCAUGUUUUACUGUUGGUAUAAUGUACUUUUUUUUAUCACAGUCGCAGAUGCAGAGACUUCAGACUUGACUCGGACUUGUGCCCAAAAGACUUCUGUGUGGAGUUUUUUUUCAGUGGACAGUAAAUAAAUACAGCUCUACAACUAUACACUACUCUAAGUUAUAUUCAAGUUUCAUUUUUAUAGUGUUUGUCCAUGAAAAUGUAUAAUAUUUCCAAAUCUAACAUAUAUAUCGUUGUUGUGAAUUCAAUUGAAUUUAGCUUUUAAAGGAUUUGCAAAUCAUUAUGUUCUGUUUUUUUUUUCUCACACAAUGUGCCCAUUAGAAUUGGGGUUGUACUAAUAUGUACAUUCUUUUGCCCUCUUUUUAUUUUAGCCACUUUGUUUAACAUAUAAAAUCUGUAUUUUUUUUUUUUUUUUUUUUUUUUUAAUGGUUAGUUUUGGCCCAGUAACGUGCAACCUGUUUACCUCCACUAAAUUAUUACUGUCAAAGUUUUUGAAUCAAGAAUUUAAAAAUGUAUUCUGUGUUGUUUUCUCUUGGAACAGAAAGAAUCAUUUCCUGUCAUUUGUAAUCUGUAACUAAUUUCUGUGAAUUAAAGUAAUGAGUAAAUAAGAGUUAAAAAGAACCUUAUUAAGUGAAUAGGAAUUGGAUAUGAUUUACUUUUCUAAAAGUAUUGAUUCAAGCUGUUACUAAAUAUGCUUUUAAGUGCCCCGUGCUGGAGUCAGUGAGACUGCAUCACCUGUGAGGACACUAGAGCAUGUUGGUAAAGACUUGUAUUUAUAAUAUAAUUGUUAAGAGAGAACAUAUGAUACGUAACUCCUGUGUUGAUCCUUAGCUGCAUUCUUUAAACCAUCACUGAUCAUCAGUAAAUUUUACAUUUCAUUUGUAAAUCAAGGGAGGAGAGUGUGAAGAGACACAGUCCAAACUGAUUGAGGACUAGUGUGAAGUUUCCACAAUCAGUCACAAUAAUUUAAAGACGUGUCAUGAAAGCCGUUAACAAGCAUAUGUGACAGGUUAUGAUUUUGAAACAAGGAUUUUUGCUACAACAGCAAAUAUUACCAAUAAUAAUGAUUUAUUAAACUUAUUUAAGGUAGUUUUGUUUUCUUUUUAGUGAAAUGGGCGGGAGAAGGUUUUUUUUUUAAGGGAGAAGCCUCAGCUCCUCAGGUAACCUAGGUAUGGACUUUAUCUCUCAGAUUAUCCCAGAAACACAGGUAGAUGUGUGUUUGUUAGUCUGAGUGUAACUAAAUGAUAAAUUCUGUAAAUUUCCCGCUCCUCACCUUUAAACUGCAGUUUAACCCGUGAAGCAGCUCCUCAGCCCAGUUCCAGAACUUUCCCUCAGAGAGAGAAAACUCUUCAGCUUUGCUGCUGAAACUGUUUAAACUAGCUAAUAUCCGCCACAGUAGUGAAAUACAGCUCCACAUUCUGCUGAGAUCUCAGUAAAUCAGUUAGUAAACACUGUUAAUGAACAUAAAACACAAGCAGGACAUGAGAAUACGGAGUUUUAUUCAGUUAGCUAAAAAGCUUACUCUCUAAAUUUCACCCAGCAACAGCCGCGUCGCUCGCGCGGUAAGACCAGCCAAUCAGAGCUAGGGUCAGGCACAUCGCGUGAUUUCAUUGGUCCGAAAGCCUGUCACUCAGAGUUCUCCCCCGCAGAUUUGCUGUUUUUUUUUCUUUGUUUAUUUUUUUUACGUGUUUUACUAUUAAAACACAAUUAAAAAGUUAUUAUUAGUGUAAAAGUGUUGUGUUAAUAAUAAUAAUAAUAAUAAUAAUCAUUCACAUUUAAAUAAUUAAACAUACACAAUACUAAAUAAUUAGAAAUUAGGAUGUAUGAAUCGUUUCAAUAUUAUUAUUAUCACCAUCAUUAUUAUUAUUAUUAUUAUUAGUGUUUUUAUUCGUUUUAUUAAUAAAAUAUCAUACUAGUUAUAAUUUAGUACUAGCAAUAAUAAUAACAAUAAAUCAAUAAACAUUUAAAUAAUUAAACUUACACAAUAGUAAAUAUUAAAAAUGGAAUUCAAUGAACACAGAUAGGCAAAACUGAUUAAAUAUAAUGCUACAUAAUUUAAUAGAAUUUUAUUUAUAUAACGCUUUUUACAACAAACGUUGUCACAAAAGCAGCUUUACAGAGAAAAACAGGUCCAUGCCUUUUAUGAGCAGCACCACAGAGAGGGCAAUUAUUUUGGCAACACAGUGGCAAACAAAAACCUUCACAUGCAAAACUUUAAAUGCAGUUUUAACUAUGCUACAUAUUUGUGCAUCAAACAAGAAAACUGGGUCGAAAAUAACCCCUAGUUUUCUCACAGAUUUUCCAGGUAUAAUUAAGUGAUCUUCUAUGUCUACAGUAUUAUCAUGUUUUUGUCAAUAUUAGGACCUAAUAAAAGGACCUUUGUUUUAUCAGAAUUAAGUAAGAGAAAGUUGUGUGUCAUCCAAAUUGUUAAUCUCUUCAAUACAGUCUGUUUUUUGAUUUAGACAGAGAUUCUCUUUGGGUUUAGCAGAUAUGAAAAGAUGAGUGUAAUCAGCAUAACAGUGAAAGUUAAUACCAUGCUGUGGUGACAUAUUUAAAAUUGCCAGCCCUGGUUAUUAAGAAAAGCAUAUUAUUCUAAUAUUUAUCCUUUAAUAAUUCUGUGUAUAUGUAAGUGCGGUAUUAAAGUGCUUCUGUACAACUUGUUUUAGCCACAGGAAGUCUAGCCGACAGACUGUUUCCUGUCAUUGAGUGGCAUUAAAGGAGUUCGGCAGCUGCUUCGUUUUUCUUGUGUAUAUGCAUAUUAACAUAAAAGGAGAUGUGAUCAGUUCAAGGGGGGUAAACGUUUGAUUUAACCAAUGAAGUUGCCUAUAGCCUUUUAUGGAAAAUGCAUAACGGUGUAACCUUAUGUAAUCUCAACUCACUGCUUGUGAGCAAAGCUCUUCUGAGUUGGCUGGAAGAAGUUCUCAUCUUUUUUUAUGCUUUCACUUUAUUUUUAAAUAUAAUAAAGCUUUCUAAAAGACAA